UGAAAAAUUUUCAGCGCAAACCUCGUGUUUUGAAAGUUUCGUCCUCGAUUUCGUCGACUUCUUCCGGUGAUAUUUUGAAUCUUUGUGCACUUCCUGUGUAUUUUUAGGUGGUACAUUGUACCCACAGUGCUUCCAGAAUGGCUCAGGAGGAACAAUUUGAUAUUUAUGGCGAUCUCAAUGAUUUUGAUGCAUCUGUUAAGCUGAAAGAAGUGACUGCAGAGCUGGAAGCACUCAAGGAGAAACAGAAGGAAAUUGUGAAGCAAAUGGAAGCUCUGGAGGCUGUAAAUAGGCAUACAAAGAUUGUAAAUGCAACAAUGAAGAAGAAUUUCUAUGCUCUCCUGAACACAGCCAAGGCGGAAGUGACGAGGAAGGAUGGAAAUAUCGCAAAGUUGAGACAGGAGAAGGAUAAUGUGCUGUUCAGGAGGGAUAGGAAGCUUGGGAAGGUGUCAAAGAGUACACAAACUGACGGUAGAUGGGAAGAUAGAAUGAAAGAAAAUAGAGAGCACCGGAAGUAUAACCAUGAUCGCUUCAGAGAUCGGCUGCACAACGAUGAGACACCAAUUGGGCGCAAAAGAUACAAUGACAGAUAUGAAAGAGAGUUCGAUUCUUAUGCCAAGAGGAGAAGAAGUCGCUCCAGGAGUCUGUCUCGUGGAAGGAAAUUCCACAAGGAAGAGAAUCUGCGCCAGGAGAGAAAAUCCAGAGAAAUGAGUGUUAAUAGGGAAGUUUCAAGAGUUCAAGAAGAAAAGACUUCCAAACUAGAAAAAGCUCAGAAAAUUGAGAGAAAAUCCCGUCAGGAAAGGAAUUCCAGGGAAAAGACUGAGAAAAAGGAAGUUCAGGAGACAAUUGUUGCUAAAGACAAGCCUUCAAAAUCAGACUGUCAGAAAAUUGAGGAAAAAUUACGAAAAGAAAGAAAAUCUCGAGAAAAUAGUGAGAAGAAGGAAGUUCCGGAAGCAAUUGCUAAAGAAGACAAGCCUUCCGAAGCAGAAGUCCAAGGAAUUGAGAUAAAGUUACCCACGGCGGAGAGGAAAGAGGAAAAGGCAGAUGAAGAGAGCUUGAAGCAUAAAGCAGAAGAAGCAGGAAGUCAGGAGAUUUCACAGGAAAUUAUUGAUAAGUCUUGUCAGGAAAUAAAAUCCACUGAAAAGAGUUUGGAGGAGACAAUUCCGAGAGUUCAGGAGCAAAGUUCCAAAAGCGAAAAGACUUCAAAAGCUUCAACAUCAGAAGAAGUUCAGGAAAUUGAGAAAAAAUCGCUUCCGGAAAGAGAAUCCUUUGAGAAGAACAAAUGCAAUAAGGAUCAGGAAGUUCAGGAGCAAAUUACCGCGGCGGAGAAUCUUAAAAGUCCCGUCAAUUCGAAAGAUCUUCCGCCCUGUCCCCCUGACGAGAAGGAAGUUCAGCCAAUUCCGGAAGAAGCCAUCAAGGUGGAAGAACAGAAAAAUCAACAGGAAGUCAUGGAAGAGGGACAAAUAGAAAAUACUCCAAAGAAAAAUGAGAGAAUCUACCAGGAAGCACGCGAGGAAACAGUUACUGCUGUUCAGAAUAUCCUCCAAUUAAACGGAGAGGUUCCUCCUGUGCCUCUUAUGCCACCUCUACCUCCUGAAAAUACACCGGAAAAGCCACCACCUCUGCCACCCAUACCUCCGGAACCGCCGAGCGAUGAAACAGUGCCAAAAAGCCUUAAAGAUACUGGAAAUCCCGAACCAAGUGCCACGCAAUCUCCGAAUCUUAAUCUUGGGAAAACUAAUUAUUCCAUGGAAACGGACAAUCAGGGAGUUGUAACGGUUUUUAUAAAAAGGAAGAAGCGCAAAUUGAAAUAAAAAUCCUUGAAAUUGUCACAAA
Lutzomyia longipalpis is the source of this 1833-nucleotide messenger RNA. RefSeq lists its product as uncharacterized. Bases 138 to 1811 code for a protein of 557 amino acids. The transcript has 2 exons. The record is from RefSeq and is a predicted model, not a curated record. Lineage: Eukaryota; Metazoa; Arthropoda; Insecta; Diptera; Psychodidae.